This is a messenger RNA of Chara braunii, 3700 nucleotides long. The record is from the annotation of a GenBank genome assembly. Lineage: Eukaryota; Viridiplantae; Streptophyta; Charophyceae; Charales; Characeae.
GAUCGGCCCCUUGAGGUCGGAAUAAAAAGGCGCGGGGAGUGGUAAUGGUUAAGUGGUAUGGCGAUGUGCUUGAAUUCCUCCGCAUAUUGUGGUUGUGGGAGGAAUUCUUGUCGUCCGCAAACUGACUACGCCGCCUGCUACCAUGAAACGUCGACGGGCACGGUUGUUGCUUGGCUUUCCAGCGGCGGGGGUAGGUUAUGUCUAUGGGCGAGCGGACGCCGGCAAGGGCUGGCGACAUCGUUAACGCGGGAGUAUUGUUCUUCGGCAACGGCAGGAAGAACAACAACAAAAAAUUCACAAAAAGAAUUCCCCAUAUCUUCCCGCGUGCGUGUGAUCGCCGACUCCGGAAAGUUCCCUUGGAGAGCGGCGUACUGCGCAUCUUCUGAAGCAGGUCGCAGCAAUUCGGCUACCACAACCUUCUCAUCGGUCAUUCUUCCCUUUUGUGGAGAGAGGAGAGGAGGUGGAAGGUGGUCAGGAGGGGGAAAGGAGGGAAGAGGAGGGUCUAGAGCCCAAGACGAGCGACGAAGAGAGGGGGGAAAGCGCCGCCGGAGCGCGACUUGGUGUAGGGGAGCGAGUGACUGGCAACUGUCCGUUGUCGCCAUAGCGCCCGGCGAAAACGUUUUCGGAAGGGUGAGUUUUCCCUACAUCACUCUCCAGCCUUGGCAGCGGACUGGCUGUGGCGGUAGCAGCAGUCAUCGGCAGAUCGCGGCAGUGACUUCAGGACUUAGCGAGCGGACAGGUCAUCUCGUCCGUCGUCCUUACCUUUACUCUCUUGGACAAGUCUCCACCUUGCGCUGUAAGUAUCACUGCGCUGAUCACGGGGUUGAGCAUUGCGAAAGAAGAGGAGAACCGCUGUCUGUGUCGGGAUCUGCAACACGCCCCGCUCUCCGCCUCCUGGACUUGGUGUUGGAAGGGGGGGUAUCUUCCUGCUCGUCGUCUUAUCGUCUAAUCGGGGUGUCGGGAUCUGCAACAAGGCCCGGGGUGGUAGGAACAGACCUUAGUGAGAGGAGGAGCAACCCGCUGUGUUCGUGGAGCGGGAAGAGGAGGGCGAGCUGGGGAAGAGGGAGGAGAGGGAAAAGCUUGUUGCUGAACAUGGAAGAUGACAGUAUGCGUCAGGUAACGUCUAUGGAAGAACCGUGCUCUAGCCGGUGCUUGGAGAUGGCGGCGGCUAUGGCUGCUCCGGUAGCGACGAACGCCUUUCUGUGGGACCACCUGCCCAUCGUGUUGGCUGCACUUUGCGUUUUGUGGAUGACGUGGCUUCUAAUCCGUUUUUUCACGGCUGACGCUGACUUGACCCUGCUGGGCAAGGGCCCACCUCCUCCCCGAGCUUUCGAAGACAAGGUUGUUUGGAUAGUUGGAGCCAGCCAAGGACUUGGAGAGGAGCUGGCACACAGGUUCUGUCUACUUGGGGCAAAGCUUAUUCUAUCUGCAAGGAGGGAAACAGAGCUUGAAAGAGUGAAGGCGAGCUGUUCUGGCAAACAUGCACAGGAUGGGAUUGCUAUUCUUCCAUUUGACGUGGCUGGAAAGAGCGAUGCUAUUGAUUCAGCUGUAAAGCAUGCUACAAAUAUGUUUGGUGUAAUAGACUUUGUGGUUCUGAAUGCUGCAUACACUCGGACUAAAUGUAAAGCCUACGAGUUCGAUGAUGCUUUGCUGGAGGGAACUUUUGGUGUUAAUGUACUGGGGCCAAUCUACAUUGCGCGAGCCAUUUUACCUCACAUGCUGGAACAGAAGUCUGGGCAUUUUGUUGUGAUUAGCAGUGCAGGAGGAAAAGUUCCAUCGCCUACACAGGCGUUGUACAGCGCGUCAAAGUUUGCGGUGCAGGGGUAUUUCCGUUCUCUUGAUUAUGAGUUCCAAAAGGAGGGUGUUGGAGCAACCGUCGUCUGCCCAGGGCCUGUGAAGACAUCAGAUGUGAAGCCAACUAAGGAGAAACGUAUCUCAAAAGAGCGAUGCGCGGAACUCAUUGUGGCAGCUGCAGGCCACAAGUUGCCGGAAGCGUGGAUAUCUCUUUUUCCUAUUCUUCAGAUAAUGUACAUUGUACAAUAUUUGCCAGCGCUGGGGCAUUAUCUGUUAUGUAAGGUAGGACCCGGCAGAGUACAGGCACUCAAGGAAGGCGGAGAGAGUGUCUAUUCAGCCAAACUACUAUUCAGCUCGUCAAAGUCAUCAAAGUCGAAUUGAUAUCAGGCAAUCACAACUGGACUCGCACUCCAGCGAAUGGAUGAACUGAUGCAGAAAAGAAGCAAAACAAACAGGAAAAUUCAGGCAGCAGGUGCUGGCAAUGGUUGAUGUGAAGAAGAAACUUCACUGUGACAACAAAUCCCGGAACUGGAUCGGGCAGCUGGAUUGUGUUUGAACUUUGAGCUUUGAAGAUGUGACAUUUUGUUGUGAGGCACUCUGUUGUGCCUUUACCAGCCAGCAAAUGGGUUGUGGUCGAGGAGAUCGGCAUACAGGUAUAGUGUUUCGGGGUGGUGAAUGAGUCGGCUAGGGUUAAGGUUGUGAAGACUGGCCAAAAUGGCCCAUCUAUCUAUUUGUUCGUAACUUUUGAACAUUGGAGAAUUUUGGCAACAGGUGCUCGCAAUGGCUGAUGCGAGGAAGGAACGGUACUGCGACGUCACAUCCGAAAACUGGAUCAGGCGGCGGAAAUGUGUUUGAAGAUUGGACAUCUAUUUGUUUUUUAUGCACAGUGCGCACGGAAUUCUCUUGCGACUUUGCCAGCGAACGGAUUGUGGUUGAGGAGAUCUGCAGAUGCGAGUGGUGUUUUGAGUUGGUGAGUGAUUCUGUUAUGGUUGCGAUUGUGUUUGAAGAUUGGACUUUUCUAUUUUGAUUACAAUGCAUACGGAAUUCUCUAGCGACUUUGCCAGCGAACGGAUUGUGGUCGAGGAGAUGUGCAGAUGGGAGUGGUGUUUUGAGUUGGUGAGUGACCGGUCAGAAUGGCCAGUGUAUGUGUGUGGUUGAAUCAACUUGAAUGUCUAGUAUCUGGAGUGUCUCUCUUCCUUUGCUGUUUUCUCUUAUUCUCCAGGAGUAAUAUCACUGUGGAUUGCUUCUGCAUUUUUUUGUCACCAAAAGCAGGACUCCAGCUAAUGGAGGACUACUGUGUUCGUCCGAAUACAAUGUACAGUGAUUAUAGCUGUAUUUGGGGGAUCUUUAAGUCUAGAUACAGCAAUAGUGACCAUACAUUGUAUUCGGGCGAACGCAGCUGGUGAUUCUGAGGGACAGGCAGUUAAGCUAUUUUACGGAUAUUUCACGCUAGACUGCUUCUGAAUUCCAAAGUGUUUCCCAAAACUCCUUGGGAAAACGAUCGAGGCCGGGGGUCUUUUCCUCAUCCAUCUGACUCAAUGCUGUCCGGAUUUCCUCCUGUGAGAGUUGUUGAUCUAAUUGUUCUUUCUGACAAUGAUCUCAUGGAGUACUAUCGCCAUGUGUGGGAGACAGGCAAUAUGGGGGAGUUGGUGGGCCAGGGGGUCCUCACUUUAUUACAUAAGAAAGGGGAUAAGAUGGAUAUUAGGAAUUAUCGUCCCAUAACUUCGUUGACAGUGGUAUACAAAAUGCUCACAAAGGCCUGGCCAACCGUUUGAUCCGAGUUCUGGAUGAGUUUGAUUCAUCCUGCGCAAACCGGGUUCAUGCACGGGUGGAGGAUCCAGGAUAAUAUCUUACUAGUAAACGAGGUCUUGAGGCUAACCAGACAAGAUAAAUGUAAUGCAGCGGU